Nerophis lumbriciformis (worm pipefish) is the source of this 1557-nucleotide messenger RNA. Lineage: Eukaryota; Metazoa; Chordata; Actinopteri; Syngnathiformes; Syngnathidae. The record is from RefSeq and is a predicted model, not a curated record.
GCGUGCAAAGUCGAGCGCAGACAGCCUAAACCUAAAGAGAUGCCUGCCCCACCUCCGCCGCCUCCGCCCCCGGGAGCCCCACCUCCUCCCACGCUGGCACUUGCGAACACGGAGAGACCGAGUCGUGGAGAACAAAAGGGACGCAACGCGCUGUUGUCUGAUAUCUGUAAAGGAGCCAAACUAAAAAAGACUGUCACCAAUGAUCGCAGUGGACCUCAGCUGGACAAACCCAAAGGAGGAGGGGGAAGUGCAGGUUCAGGAGGAGGUUCAGGUUCAGGAGGAGGUGGUGGAGGAUUUGGUGGCGGUGGUUCUCCUGCUGGCUUAGGAGGCCUAUUUGCAGGCGGGAUGCCAAAACUGCGCUCAGCAGGCAACCGAGAUUCAAAUGACUCAGGAUCUAGCAGAGGACCAGCGCUCCCACAAAAUCGCUUCGGUGGGGGCCCUAGUCCUUUCGGGGUAGCAUCUGCUGGUCCUCCAAAGCUCCCAGGUACGCCCUCUGCAGCCCGUGGCGGGGUUCCUGAUAUUCCCAAGAACCGCGUAAACAUGUCAAGGCAAGACACUCCUGGGGGUGGCCCACCCCCUAUCCCUAACACGCCCCGGCCCAACCAGAACUUCAGUCCUCGAGGGGGACACCCCCCUCCGUCACUCAAUGUAGGACCAAGAUCUAACCCUUCGUCUGGACCGCCACCACCAAGUCUUCCUCCGGGGCGGCACGGGCCCCUGCCUCCGCCUCCAGGCGGCUCCUCAAGACCAAGCUUCUCCUCGCCUCCAAAUAAUAGCCGACCGCCCUUACCCCCGGUUCCCGGGGGGCGGCCCCCGCUUCCUGACGACCGGCCCCCUCCCCCGCCAGCCCAGAUCGGAGGGCACCGACCCUCCAUGCCUCGAGACACGCCCCCACCACCACCUCCCGCAGUCAACACCAAACCACCAUCUUCUAUCUCCUCUCGCUCUGGUGGGGGGGCACCCCCUCUUCCACCAGGGCGACCGGGCCCGCCUCCACUACCACCGACACCUGCUGUGGGGGACCAGCACUGCACACCUCGUCUACCGCAGAGGAACACUUCACUCAGCACUAGUGCCUCUUCACCACAUAUCCGCACCGGACCCCUCCCUCCUCCACCCAAUGAGAGACCACCAUCUUUUGGAAGAAGCCAAUCGUCAGGCCGCACAGGCCCCCUACCCCCGCCUCCUCCGUCAGGCCGUAACAUGGGCGGCAUCGGCGCAAGGUCAUCGCCAGCACAUUCAUCUAUUAACCGGUCGGGCUCAGAUUCUCCACGUGGUGGGCCCGGAAUUAGGCCCCCUCUACCUCCUGACAGACCUGGGACGGGACCGGGUUGUGCCCCUCUGCCGCCAUCCAUGGGCAAUGGCUUUCAGAACUCGCACCACAAUCAGAUACAUGACGAUUGGGAGGCUCGCUUCAAUUUCCAUCCUGUCUCGGACCUGCCGCCGCCAGAACCAUACCAGCACUUCCACAAGACGUACCCCAGCAAGAUCAGCAAGAAUGACGGCUUAGGUUCAGGUAAAAAGGAAAGAGGGGCUCCUCCUCCCAUUCCCAGGUGA